Molecule: messenger RNA, 876 nt
Organism: Vicia faba (fava bean)
Lineage: Eukaryota; Viridiplantae; Streptophyta; Magnoliopsida; Fabales; Fabaceae
Source: the annotation of a GenBank genome assembly
AUGUACGAACACUCUUCGCCUUUGAACCUCACCGGAGAAAAUGAAGUCGGUCCCCGUCCUGAUGCCGCCUCCUUAGAUGUUCACCAUGACAUUGAUUACGAAACAAACGAAGAUGGCAGCGGUGACGGUGGUGCUGCCAUCAUGUAUAACCACUGCGAUGCAAACAACUCUGAGUUGCCUCUUCAACCUAUUGAUAAUGACAAUUCUGAUCAGCUUUCUCUGUCUUUCCGUGGUCAAGUCUAUGUCUUUGAAUCUGUCACUCCUGAUAAGGUUCAAGCGGUGUUGUUACUGUUGGGUGGAUCUGAACUGCCUCAAGCGGGUACACGAUAUGUGGAUGCCGUGCCUCAACAAACUCAGAGGGUAUCAAUGGAAUUUCCUACUAGAUACAGUCACCAACGGCGAGCAGCCUCAUUAAUCAGGUUCAGGCAGAAGAGGAAAGAUAGAUGCUUUGAUAAGAAAGUUCGAUAUGAUGUACGUCAAGAAGUUGCACUCAGGAUGAAGCGAAACAAGGGUCAAUUUACUUCGGAUAAGGAACAAAAUGAAGCCAAUAGUCCCACAGACCAGGAUUCCGGGUAUGAUGGAAGUCAAUCAGAAACCUCUAGCUGCACACAUUGUGGCAUAAGCUCAAAAUUGACUCCUAUGAUGCGGCGAGGGCCAUCUGGUCCAAGAUCGCUUUGCAAUGCUUGUGGGCUAUUCUGGGCAAAUAAGGGUACUUUGAGAGAACUUUCCAGGAGACAUCAAGAAUCAUCUAUUGUAUCAGCCGAACAGGUUGAUCAACAUAAUAUCUCAGACUAUGGAACAGCAUCUGUCCCCACACAUAACAAUCUUGCCGUUUUCUGUGGUAAUGAUAACCAAGCUUUGGCAGCUGAUCGUUGA